AUGGAAACGAAAGCAGAGGAGGGGACCACCCCGCCUUCCCACUCGACGGGGCCGUCUGACGAAGGGGGCGAGGAGGUGAAGGAAAAGCGAACGAACAGCAAACGCAUACAUCGACGCACGAAAUCAUCGGGCGCCCUGGUCUCUGCGAAACUGAGCAAAGAUGGAAACGAAGGGGGCGACGCCGCAGCCACAGCAGGAGGGGGCGGAGGUGGGGCGCCCUCGUCCGCCUCCUCUGAGACCGUCGCGACGGACAUCAAAAAGGAGAAGAAGCGGGAGAAGGUCAAGAAGCUCCUGAGCGGCGCGACGCGGAGCCUGGACAAAGACAGCGGAAGCAGCAGCAGCAGCAGCGGGGGCGAGGCCAAGAAAAAGAAGAAGAGCGGGAGCGUGCGGGUGGCACGGGUGACGCCCUCGACGACCAAGGACAAGCUCAAGGAGGCGGCCGAGCGGCGCAAGUCGCACAUUCCCUUCGCCGCCGCGGAUCCGAAAUCGCCGCGAGGGGGAGGAGGGGGCGAGGAGGUGCGAUUCGAUGGCAACGCAUCGGUGGUGUCGCUCACGCAGGAGCUCGAGGAGGAAUGGGAGGGCGCACGCUACUCGGGUCGCGAAGCUGCCACCCGUGCCGCCGCGGCGAGCGGGGGCGAGUCCGAAGCCGACAGCGACGAUCUCGCGGGCGGUGAGGCUGCUGCUACUCCUGAAGUCACAACCGAGUACGACUACACCCCGGUCAUGUCGCCCCGCGUCAGGCAGACCUCGCUCGAAGACGUGGGCGAGAGCAAGGUGCUGGGGAAGUGGGACGACUUUGAGAUGCAGCACUUGGAGUACGUCGAGGCCUCUGCGAGUCUAGAUCCCGCGGUGCGGGAGGCGUUGUUGUCCCCUGAUCAGCCGAUCCGAGUGAAGAAGAAGAGGAGGCAGGAACGUACCCUCGCUCCCUCUGUUCCGGAGGAUCUGCUCAAGUCUCAGACCGAGAAUGCGCCCUGGUUGAAUGCGUGCCUCUCCACGUUUACCAAGGAUUGGAUGGUCAUCAAGCAGGACACCACCUCCGACACUGAAACCAACAUCACCACCGCGUGCGGAAUGUGGCACAUUCGCUGGGAUGCUCUGAAGCAGCGAAGCAGACGCGGCGCGCUGCUGACCAACGCAUCGUCCACGUCGUCGCCCAAUUUGAAGAAAGCUGCCAAGGCCAAGGUCAGGAGGACCGACCAACCGGCACCGAACAUGAACGUCCGCCUCAAUCCGCUCCUCCGCGCCGCCGCUGACUCAGCACCGUCGACGCCCAAGGGCAACAUCAUCCCUUCACCGCCUCCGCCACCCAUCUCGGCCACCGAUGGCGGCGCCAGUGCGUCCGCUCCCAACAGCGCCAGAGAGACGGGGUCGAACCAAGGCAGCGGCGCAUUCCCCGUUUCCGCCGAGACCGCAGGGGCGCAGAGCCCCCUCUCGGGCUCGGGUCCUACGGCGCUGUCGCCGAAGGAGCGAAGGGCUACGCGUUCCUUCGAACGCGCCGCUACAUCUUCGGGCGAAGUCCCCCUGCUGCGGGAGGAGUACAAGUUCCACAUCGAAGAGGACAUCUGCAACAAGCCCUUCGACAAAGCUGUGCUCCAACAGAACAAGGACACUCUGUACAAUUCCAACAGCGAUCUUUUCUCCAGCAAUGACCAGCAGCAGGGUCCAUCCAAGGCUGCUGUGGUCUCUCGGCCGUUCCCUCCGACUAUAUCGACCCGCCUGCUGAUUCACUUCAAGGAGCUCAAGUUUCAGCUGUUCGAACUCCAGGAGCCUCUGUUCUGUACUGCUGCCCUGUAUGAUACGGCCACUCGCACCCGCAUUUCCGAGAGCUUCCACUUCGACUACAAUGGCCAGCUCGAGCUCGGGGUCCCACUGUCAGCGCAGAACGACAUCGAGACGCAGGCGCGCAAGGCGGUGUUCAAAAUCUACCACCCCACUCCCGCAAUCUACCUGGUCAUCCGCAUCGAGAAGAUGUUCUGCGGCAAUGACCUCGACAAGGAAAUCGGCUACUACCUCAAGGCCAAAUACGCCAAGGCCAAGGACGCGGGCAAACUCAAGGAAGAGAUUGAGCAAUUUGUCAAGCACAACAAGUCGGCCUUCAAGCACAAGCCCUACCCCGUCCAACCGUUUGCAUGGGCGGCGGCCCCUGUGUUCACGGAAUCGUACACGUUGCGUACGGACGCCUACAACACGAUGAAGAUCGAUUACAUCGUGCCCAUCGCCAAGCACGGCCCGUUCGACGAUCAGUCCCUCCUCGACGUGGUUCUUGGCGGAGGCAACGACAAGAAGGAGUCGGUGCCGGUUAAGGGAUCUCACCUGAUCACGAGGACCGUCAAGAGUCCUGAAGCCAAGACGAUCGGUGCCCAAUUCGAGCUCGAAGUGCUGCCCCUGGGCCUCGAAGAAACGGUGACGAACACGUACGAUCCGUCGUUCCUUCCUGUGGGCACGACUGAUGAGUUCCUCUCGAAGAACCCCUGUUCCCUUGAUAUUGUGCGUGAAGUGGAAAGCUUGGAAAUGCGGAAGGAGCCUUUCGUCACGUACGUCAACAAUCUCUAUGUCUAUCCCGAAACCCUGUCGCUCAAGGGUGGACCUGCGUCGGCCAACUUCCAAAUCGAAGUGCGCCUCAAAGACACAGACACCGACGUGAACUCCAAAGGACUCCCCGUGGUCUAUGGCAAAUCAUCGAUGGCCAAGUUCAACGAAGUUGGGUGCACCAAUGUUCUCUACCACGAGAAGAAGCCUCACUUCUAUGACGAGCUCAAGUUCAAGGUGCCGGGUGUGCUCACGCCGAAGCACCAUCUGCUCCUGACGAUCUAUCACAUCAACGUGAGCGGCAACAAGGCCGGCCAUGUGCCCCUGGGCUACGCUGUGCUGCCUCUGGCCACAGCCUCCAAGUCCCGCAAGGGCGAAGAUCUGAGCUUUAUCAAGCACGUGCGCGACGGACGUUACACAUUGGCCGUAGUCAAGGAGCUCCCCGCGGGCUACCUGACCGCUCCGCCGUCCCUCGCCAACAAGGACGUGGCCAAGUCGUUCGUGGUGGUCAGCACGCGCAUGUGGUCCUCCAUCUACACCCAGGACAAGCAGCUGCGCAGCUUCUUCCGCAUGAUCCGACCGACCGGAGAGCUGACCACGACCGACAAGCGGCUCAAGCGGCCCUCGCUCAAGAAGGAGACCACCAGCCCUUCGUUGCGCGCGCUCAUGGCCGCUUAUCCUUCCGACGCCCAUGAGAUCGAAAUUUUGAAUGGAAUGGAUCGCGCCAGUGGCGAGGCAUGCGUGCUGUUCAUGCCCCUCCUCCUCAACGAACUGUUCCGCGUGUUGUGUACCCGCGAGAAGAGCGCGCAACGCAAGCUCGCCUUCCUGGGCAUCGUCCACGUGGUGCAGAGGGCGGCCGAAGCGACAGGCGAGAAGGUGGGUAGCACCAAGAGCGAGCUGGCCAUGUCGCUGGCCUCCUACGUGCGCUUCAUGUUCGACAACGUGGAGGGCGGCAUGCUCUACCCCUACGAGCAGAUCGCCAAGUAUUGGAUGGAGCUCCUCCAAGAAAAGCACCCAGCAAUCAUGAGCUUCAAGGGUGUGGCUUUCCUCCUGGAGGUCAUGACCAAGUCCAUGAUCCUCAAGAUCCACUCCACCGGCGAGAUCAGUGCCCGGCCUUUCCUCGAGGCCAUGAGCCAGCUCACCAACAUGCUCUUCGUUGAGGGUCGCGGUGAUGGCGGCCUGCCCUCGCUCACCGGCAUUUCCAUCUUCCCCGCGUUCCUGCGCGAGAUGCUCAAGAUCAUGGACCGCGGCAUCGUCCUCAACAUGGUGUGGAACUACAUUUCUGGCGUGCGGGAUGCGCAUGCGCGCUUGGGCAAGUUCAAGUUCCUGCGCACGCUGUUCGAGUACGACAACUUCGUGCCUCUCUCCUUGCCGCUCCUGCCCCAAAGCAUCCCGACGCUCGACCCCGACCUCCUGCUCGAGCAACACAUGAAACAACACUUCUUCGUGGGCCUGCUCAUUCGGGAGAUCGCCUCGACGGUCGACGAGCCCAAGUCGCUUCGCGCUCAGGGCAUCAACACGCUGCGCAACCUCCUCAAGAAGCACGGCGAUGAGCCGCGCUACCAGUCUCGCACGGUUCGAGAGCACAUCGCCAAUCUCUACUUCCCCUACGUCCUCCUGAUGGUGGAGCGCGCCGACAGUUUGGUGCCGUACGGCGAUGAGAGAGAAUGGUUUGCCUGCCUGAUGUGGAUCUUCCGGCACGCUUCACGCAAUCUGAUCCGCACCUGGUGGAAGAAGGAUGCCCAGAAGCGGCAUGCGGCUCUCCUCCGCCUGCUCACUUCAUGCCUCGGCGUGUUCGAUCAUGACGACGGGGGCGAGGAGGUGGGCCUCAUCAUCGCGGACCUCCUCGUCGAUUUCAUGGGCGAUUUCGAGGACGAGCUCAACUCCGUGAGCAGCGUCUCCAUCGGCGGUGUGUUGACGACGCUGCAUCGGUUGCUUCACAACCACGCUUCCGGACACAACCCCAAGCUUCUCGACAUCAUCUACACCACUCUCCAGUUCGUCGUCCACGUGUUUAAACAAGCGCUGUUUGAGUACGGCAGCAAUUCCAAGUUCUGCGAGCUGCUCUCCUUCGAAAUUUUGGCCCACUGCAACUCCACCGACGCCCUCAUCCGCAGCAAGGCCGCCUCCAUGUUCUACCUCUUCCUCAGGAAAAACUGGGAGACAUCGAGCAACCUGUCGCGCAUGCAGGUGCAGUCGACGGUGGCCGUCUCGCGACUUGUGGGCGGCAUGAAGGACAACGAGAACCUCAACUUCCUCAAGGACUCGCUGAAGGCCAUCAAGGAGUUCUCCAAUGCGAGCGCGAAGAAGGGCAAGCAGGCCGACCUCCAGAAGUUCGAUGCCAGCGUGGCCGAACUCAUCGCUCGCAUGUUCCGUCUCAUUGACUACAGCGCCAAGAUCUACGGGAGCAACGUGCGCAACGAUCCCGAGACCAUUGCCGAAGUCUACCUCCGAAUCUCCAACGAUUACUUCGACUCGCCCGAUCUGCGCGUGCAGUGGCUCCGCAAUUUGGCCGAGUUCCAAGUCAACCAAGGCAAUCCAGAGGAGGCCGCCCAGUGUAAGCUGCACAUUGCCGCGCUCGUGGUGGAAUACCUCGUCGCCAAGGGCCAACUCCAGGUUCGCCAUCUGUCGAAGGCGGAGAGCUUCCUGGACAUCGCCCCCAACGUGAUGAAGGACAUGUCGCUGCCGCAGAUCCAGGACGACUCCACCUUCCAGAACGUGGAGAUCUGGUCCCCCAAGGGCCUCACCAAGCUCCUCAAAUCCGCCGUCAAGCUCCUCGAACAGGCCAAGGCGUACGAGGUGUGCCUGGAGGUGCUGAUGAUGCUGACCACCAUCUUCAGCUCGGAGAAGCAGUACCCGUACCUCUCGCAGACCCUCGAACGCUUCCGCGCCCUGACCGACACCCUCAUCACCGCCAACAAGGAGGUGCGCGUGUUCCCGGUCUACUACCGCGUGGGCUACUACGGCUCCAAGUUUGAGGAGUUGGACGGCAAGGAGUUCGUCUACCGUCUGCCCGGCCACACGAAGCUCGGCCACAUGCAGACCCAACUCAAGGCACGACGAUCGACUCGGGCCUAUUCUGAAAACUAA
Acanthamoeba castellanii str. Neff is the source of this 5619-nucleotide messenger RNA. RefSeq lists its product as uncharacterized. The record is from RefSeq and is a predicted model, not a curated record. Gene Ontology annotation, molecular function: guanyl-nucleotide exchange factor activity. NCBI's taxonomy places the organism in Eukaryota, Discosea, Longamoebia, Acanthamoebidae. The transcript has 36 exons. Bases 1 to 5619 code for a protein of 1872 amino acids. Gene Ontology annotation, biological process: positive regulation of GTPase activity; small GTPase-mediated signal transduction.